ACCUGUGGUGAACACGGCCCUAAUCACUUUCCUCAUCCUGGCGGCAAACAAGCAACAGUCUGCGGAACAUGCAAAACUAGAGAAUAGCUUUGGAAAGGGUUUUGGCAGUCGUGAUGCAAGUCCGUUGCCAUCACAGAUGGGCAAUUGAUGGACUGGGGAUCCACGAUGAAGGGCAUUAUCGAAUGCAAAAAGAGCGCACGUGCCAAUCACACUCUACAGGUCGAGAAGCAGAAGGCUGCAGAGACCGUCGACUGGGUGAAGAGCCAGCCAGAUCCCGCCGGUAGCGCUAGAGCCAGGCGCCCCGUCUGCUACCAGGAUGGGGAGAAGCUGUAUGUCACCUUCUUUAGAUAUGGCCCUGCGUGGACAGAGUACAUCGCCAAAAACCGCGUGGGAAACGUCUUUCCAAUACCAGCAGAUAACCUUGCUACCAUGGCAUCCUUUGGACCUUGGACUAUCGACAAUGCGGACGACAUGGAGACUUUCGCACGAAUAAUCAUAGCGAUUCUACUGCACCCAUAG
This is a messenger RNA of Aspergillus steynii IBT 23096, 519 nucleotides long. RefSeq lists its product as uncharacterized. The record is from RefSeq and is a predicted model, not a curated record. The coding region runs from base 148 to 519 and encodes 123 amino acids. NCBI's taxonomy places the organism in Eukaryota, Fungi, Ascomycota, Eurotiomycetes, Eurotiales, Aspergillaceae. The transcript is spliced from 2 exons.